This is a messenger RNA of Ceutorhynchus assimilis (cabbage seed weevil), 2403 nucleotides long. The record is from the annotation of a GenBank genome assembly. NCBI's taxonomy places the organism in Eukaryota, Metazoa, Arthropoda, Insecta, Coleoptera, Curculionidae.
GUAAAAGACGAUAAUUUAAAAAAUAAAAAUAAAGAAAAACUCAACUGAAAAUAAUAAAAUAAAAUAAUUUGUUUUCAAGUGAUUAUUUAUCUAUGUGAUACAUGAUAAAAACGGACCUGAUUUCAUUUGUGGGGUGUAUAAUAGUGAAAAUAGUUAUUCAUCAAAGAUUUGAAAGAUAAAGCAACAUGUAUUAUAAGUCCCUCUUCCUACUACUAAUAUGCUGCUCGGUCACCUUUCAACAAUCAAUCCUCGAAGGAGUAAUCAAAUUGAUCCAAGAAGGUCAAGAUCAGAUUACCGCCGAACCGCCUGAUCUACGAGCUAACGAAAUGCUGAAAGAAUAUGACUUCAUUAUUGUAGGCGCUGGUACUGCCGGUUGUGCUCUCGCUAACCGUUUGACUGAGAAUCCGGAAUGGAAUGUAUUACUUGUGGAAGCAGGUCGUCCAGAAAACUUCCUAAUGGACUUACCAAUUUUGGCUAAUUACCUGCAAUUCACCGAAAGUAAUUGGCGAUACAAGACAGAACCUGAUGGAAAAGCUUGUUUGGGUAUGGAUGGCACGCAAUGCAACUGGCCCAGAGGAAAAGUUGUAGGUGGUUCCAGUGUCUUAAAUUAUAUGAUCUACACCAGAGGAAAUUGGAGAGACUAUGACAAUUGGGCUGCUAUGGGUAACCAGGGAUGGUCGUUUGAUGAAGUAUUGCCCUAUUUUAAAAAAAUUGAAAACUUCACAGUUCCAGGACCUCACGCUCCCGGAUACCAUGGCCAUGAAGGUUAUUUGGAUGUCAGCUAUGCCCCCUAUAGAACUAGGAUCGCUGACGCAAUUGUCAAUUCCAGCAUACAAAACGGAUUUUCUUAUGUAGAUUAUAAUGGACCUACACAGGUGGGUGUUUCAUAUCUACAGCUUAGUCUCAGAGAAGGGGUAAGGGCAAGUUCCAGCAGAGCUUAUUUGCACCCAAUCAGCAGUAGACCAAAUUUACAUGUGACCAAGUACACGAUGGUCAAGAAAAUUGUAAUAGAUCCUCAAACCAAACAAGUCCAAGGCGUCGAAAUGGUGAAAAACGGCCGUACUUACUUUGUCAAAGCCAAAAAAGAAGUUAUUUCCUCGGCUGGAGCCAUCAACUCCCCACAGCUCCUUAUGUUGAGCGGAGUAGGACCAAAAAAGCACCUUUCAAAUAUUGGAAUUCCCGUCAUAAGCAACCUUCGUGUGGGUUACAAUUUAAUGGAUCAUAUUGCUAUAGGUGGAAUCACCUUUUUAAUCAACGAAACUAUAUCAUUGAAAACUGAAAGACUAAUCAGCAACCAAUACUUGAAGGACUUUUUUAACGAUCACAAAGGACCUUUAACCAUUCCUGGAGGUUGUGAGGUGUUGAUAUUUCACGACUUUGAACAUCCAGGUGAUCCAAAUGGUUAUCCAGAUAUUGAACUACUGUUUCAAGGUGGUUCCAUAGUGUCAGACAUAGUCUUGAGAAAAGAUUUUGGAAUAACUGAUGAAAUUUACAAUGCUGUUUUCAAGCCUAUUGAAGACUUAGAUUCGUUUAUGGUGUUUCCCAUGUUACUCAGGCCAAAAAGCAAAGGUAGAAUUAUGUUGAAGAGUGCCAACUAUAAAAACAAACCAUAUAUUUACUCAAAUUAUUUCGCUGAGCCGGAAGAUAUGGAAACGAUGCUUAAAGGAGUUAGGCUGAUAUUGAAUAUAACCUCCCAACCUGCCCUAAAAGCUUUAGGUGCCAGACUUCAUACUAUCCCCAUACCCCAGUGCUCAAACAUACCAUUUGGUAGAGAUGAGUAUUUCGAAUGCAUGGCCAGAUAUUUCACCUUUACCAUUUACCAUCAAAGUGGUACCUGCAAGAUGGGACCUAGUAGUGAUAAAAAAGCUGUGGUAGAUCCCAGACUUAGGGUGUAUGGAGUGAAAGGAUUGAGGGUUAUUGAUGCAUCAAUAAUGCCAGAAAUUCCAGCAGCACACACCAACUCACCUACAUUUAUGAUAGCUGAAAAAGGGGCAGAUAUGAUCAAAGAAGAUUGGGGCUUUGCAACAAAUUUAAUUAGAUAAACAAUUUAAAGAAAUGUGAUAUUAGGCUAGUUAUAGUUGAUUUUUGUAUAUAUGUAGUUAGGUUGGAACUAGAUAGAAUACAAUAUGCUCAAUAAGAAAAUAAGUGUUAUGAAAAUUUAUAAAUUAUUAUUAGGCAUUGAAGGAUAUUAUAUUCUAAACAUGCAUGUAUGUUUUAGUUUAAGUAUUCAGUGAAUUAGGAACUAAAAUCAAAUUUUGUUGUUUUGUCUGCAAGUGUUUAUCAAAACAAAAAUGGAAAUGAUAUCAUUCAUAAGCAAUACAUUUUAUGUGCCAGUAUUUUUUACAAAAAUUCUUCUUGGUGCUCAACGAGCCUAUCUAACUGGAUGCUGAAUAAAUUUUUGCC